CAAGCUUGCUACACAUUCUUUGCAAAUUUGCAACUAGAUAUAGCCUGCGAGGUUUUGUGCGCAAUGGGCAUGGCUGACAAGAGGUCGGCUGCAAGGAAGGCCGGGCUAAUCACCAAGGCACUGGACCGGUGCUGGACCGCGCCGGUGAGAAACAGCAAGCCGGUGGAGGGCUGCUUCUCGGUGUAUGUUGGCGCCGGGAGACAGCGUUUCGUGGUGCGGACAGAGUGCGUGAACCACCCGCUGUUCCGAGCGCUGCUGGAGGAGGCCGAGGAGGUGUUUGGGUACGCGGACGCAGGGCCCCUCGAGCUUCCCUGCAACACUGAGGCGUUCGCCGGGGUCCUGCAGCAGAUCGAGGAGGAGAAGCAGAUGGCAGCGGGAAGGAGGUACGGCCUUGUCAGGAGGAACUCCUACCGGGUGCUCGGGACCGGCCGGUCUGUCAUUAUCGGACGGUCGUAGCAUAGAAAUUGGAGUGGAAUUGGAUGAUGCCGAGUUGAUGAGCUCUAAAGUUUCUGUUGAGCAUUCCCAUUAUGAUAAACAACACCAUCAUAUACUGGGCAAUGUUAGAUAUUUUUCUUCUUCUUUUUUCUAUUUUUGUAAGGUAAUGCUAGAUGUUGAUGUGUGUUCCCAUCCUAAGUUGUAGUAACUGUUGGUGAAAGUGUUAUACAGAUGCACAUUCGAACCUGUAACUCUUGUG
This is a messenger RNA of Aegilops tauschii subsp. strangulata, 694 nucleotides long. Its product is annotated as auxin-induced protein X10A. NCBI's taxonomy places the organism in Eukaryota, Viridiplantae, Streptophyta, Magnoliopsida, Poales, Poaceae. Gene Ontology annotation, biological process: response to auxin. The record is from RefSeq and is a predicted model, not a curated record.